AUGUGUUUCAGCAUUAGAGAGCUCCAUUUAAAUGGUGGAUUGUUUCGAGACAGUUUUGUGGCGUUAUCAAAUUCUCAAGGUCCCCCUAACCCUAGCUAUGGUGAUGGUGCUGAUUCCCGUAGGCAUGAUGAGCUACAAAUGAAGCGCGAUCUAUCGCCUCAGUCAAGCCAAGCCGUCGUGCCUCGCGUUAUCUUCUUUGGUGGCGAUGUGGUAUCCUUGGCUUCCCUUAAAGCGCUGCAUGCGCGCAUGCGUUGCAUUUUCGGCCACACAACUCAUUCCAGCUCCCUCCAAGAGGGCGUUGUUGGGGGGAACCAUGACGAACUCGUCGAAGCGCUUGUGAGGGAUCAUCUAACAGUGGUCUGCCCCUCCCUGCCAAGCGGUCUUACACCAAGGCAGGUUAUCGAUACCUACACACGACAGUACCCUAUCGCCCGCUACGCGGCGGCGGAGGGGCUUCACGUGAUCCCGGUUGACCACCCUCACUCCUUCGCGAAGAGUCUACUGCUGCAGGAGAUGCUGGAAGGUGCCUCGGAUUUCGCGAAAGACGAUCACGCUUCAGCGGCGAGUACCUUGCUUGCGUCCGCUUCACUUCAGGACCGUCUUCCCACAAGCACCGCGGGCGAGACGGUUUGCCGCCCCGAGCAUGCGCCUAGCCCUGAAAUCGAUGGCUCUCCCCCGCCACCAUGGACGUGGCGCGCCGCUGGGCGCCCUUUACGCGACUUUGAUCUCGCCGUUGUGGUCUCCUUCCGCUAUUUCCUUCCGGAAAGACUCUUGCGUCGGCUGCCGUGCACGAUCAACAUGCACCCCUCGCUGCUCCCUCGCUACCGCGGCGCGAGCCCCGUCUUCUCGACGCUGAUGAGAAACGAGGCCGAAGGGGGCGUAAGCGUCAUCCGGCUGCCCCCGGGGAAGGCCGCAAUGGACUCCGGCGACAUCCUAUGGCAGCGCCGCCUGCCCAUCCCCCGCGAGAUGGAUAUCCGCGGUUAUUUGCCGCUGGUUGUGGAGCUCGGGGCGGCGGGGCUAUGCGAGGUGAUAUUCGGUGCCCCAGAUUCGACCCUCGCGUCCUCGCCGUCACCGACCUUCGUUACCUCUGAGGUGAUUCAAGACGCCCUGGAGACGGUUCAGCGGUUGGAGAUGAAGCGCGGUGAUGCCCCUCCUUCCCGCCGCCACCCCCCUGUGCCCCGUGAAGGGGAGGUCGCUGCGGCCACGGAGGCCGCCGCGGCCGGGGCCUUCUCGCGGUCCGUCCACCAUGCCUUCAGUGACUGGCCGGGCGGCUUCUUCUCCCGCCUGGCGGCGGCCGUGCCGCAGACCUACGCGUCCUACUCCCACUUCUCCAUGGACCCCUUCCACGCCCCUUUGUUACCGCGGAAUGCCGCGGGAUUGAAGUUCAGUCUCGCGUCCGGGACAGACCUCUUUGGGGUGUGGCGGGCCUUCGUGGGAGGGCGGUACUUCCACCCUUGUGUCAACGCGACACUCGAUACCGGACGCAGCCCGGUCGCGGAGCGACUCCGCCAGUGCGCCCUUCGCCGUUUGACGCGGGGGAAGCCGGCCCGACAUGAGGGGGCUCGCCGCUCGGUCAUGACUCCCCAUUGCGGGGACGGACCUCCUCCAAGCGAUGGCGAACCAUCAGGGAAAGGGGCGGCGCGGGAUGGACCCAACCAAGGCGGUGGCGGCGCGGAGGAGUCGUGUGGGGAGACGAUGAUGGACCGCGCCGUCAAGGAUCUGCGGCUUAGCUGUACGUUUACGAUGGCUCUGCAUCCCCAUUUGGUGCCGAGCGGCGUACUGGAGGAGCUGAGCGCGAUGGAGGCGGGAGACCAUCUCUGCUUCUAUCAGCCGCCGCCACCGCUUGGCUCGCAACAGGGCUCAUACGGUGCCAGUGUGGAUUAUUUUUCUAUCCGAGGCAGUCGUGACGACAAGGCCGAGCAAUUCGUGGAAGUUGGAAGGCAGACCACUGAUACUUUGUUAUCUGUUGCUUGGUCUGAUAAAAACAGGCCGAAUGACAAUGAAGGCGAUAAAUCUUGCCCUGGUUGUACGUCCGAACCGCAUGCUCAACAACACUGCAUACCGCCUGGAACUGGGUACUUCCCUAAGUGUGCGGAAGAAAUUGGUGCCAUCAAGUGCCGCCAUGGGUGGUUCUUUUGGAAACAAGCACAUCUUAAGUGUGCCCCGCGGCCGCAGCCAGUGAACUUGCUUCGUAAAGGAUUGGGUAUGAAAACAGGAGUGCUGUAUGUUGGACUUUUUUCGGAGUACAGCUGA
Messenger RNA from Phytomonas sp. EM1, 2253 nucleotides. The record is from the annotation of a GenBank genome assembly. NCBI's taxonomy places the organism in Eukaryota, Euglenozoa, Kinetoplastea, Trypanosomatida, Trypanosomatidae.